UAGAAAAAAAUAUGUGCAAUGUCAAAAUUUGUUUUCGAUAGUAUGCUACCAAAGUAUCCACAGUUCCAACCAUUUAUAAAUUCACAUUUAACUACAACAUCACAAAAUUCAUCAUCAGCAGCUGUAGCAGCCGCCUUAGCCGCAGCCGCCGCUUCUUCUUCCUCAAUUGUUGCUAAUAGCAAUUUGAACAACAACAACAACAACGGUCUGCACUCAUCGACCCACAACUUAACAGCAGGUACGCAAUCGUUAUCCUUAUCACCGACUUCAAGCUCAACAGCAGCUUUAAACAUCAAUAGUAAUAAUCUAAAUCAAUCAUCAAAUUCACCAGUUUCCUCAUCUUCACCAUCAUCAACAACAUUUGGUUCGCUCACACAGCAAUUGCAUCACCAACAUCAGUUGCAUCAACAACAACAGCAACAUCAGUAUUCGCUGUCGGCUGCAUUGCAAUUACAGCAACAACAGCAACAGUUACAUAUUAAUAAAUUAGCUGCAGCUGCAGCGGCUGUAAGUUCACACAACAACGGUAACAACGGUGUAGGAGUACAACAACAACAGUUACUAUUAACACCCCCAUCAGGUGCUAACUCACAUACCGGUGACAGUAGUUGCUCACCAUCUCCGUCGGCUUCGUCAUCUUUGCAUCGCAGCAUCAACGACAACUCACCCACCUCAGCAUCGGCCGCUAGUUCCAUAGCUGCCGCAGCUUCAUCUUCGUUUGCCAUACCCACAAGUAAAAUGUAUCCGUACGUGUCAAAUCAUCCCACUUCUCAUGGUGGUCUCUCAGGCAUGCCUGGCUUCACUGGACUGGAGGACAAGUCGUGCAGUAGGUACACAGACAGCGUCAUGAACAGUUAUCAAUCGAUGAGUGUACCUGGUUCAGCUUCCAGUUUUGCGCAAUUUUAUCAACACGCUGCUUCGGCAGUAUCUGCAGCAUCAGCUGGAGCUAUCGGCGUUGACUCAUUGGGAAAUGCUUGCACGCAACCCUCAUCAGGUGUUGUGCCAACUGCAGGUGCCGGUCAAACUAUUGCAGAUUUGCCUAGAUACCCAUGGAUGACAUUGACAGACUGGAUGGGAAGUCCUUUUGAACGCGUUGUCUGUGGCGAUUUUAAUGGUCCGAAUGGUUGCCCACGUCGUCGCGGACGUCAAACAUACACACGCUUCCAAACGCUUGAGCUGGAAAAGGAAUUCCACUUCAACCAUUACUUAACCCGGCGGCGAAGAAUCGAAAUCGCACAUGCACUCUGUUUGACAGAACGUCAAAUAAAAAUUUGGUUUCAAAAUCGUCGCAUGAAACUGAAGAAGGAGUUACGUGCAGUCAAAGAAAUAAAUGAGCAGGCACGUCGUGAUCGUGAAGAACAAGAAAAAAUGAAAGCUCAAGAAUCUAUGAAAUCCGCCCAACAAAAUGCUAAUAAGCAAGCGCAACAACAACAGCAACAACAACAACAGCAGCAACAACACCAGCAGCAGCAACAACAGGAUCAUCACUCCAUCAUCUCACACAAUCCAGGACAUUUGCACCAUUCUGUGGUAGGCCAAAAUGAUUUAAAACUAGGUUUAGGAAUGGGAGUCGGUCCGGUAAUCGGCAGUAACUUGGGUAUGAUGAGUGGACUGGAUAAGAGCAAUCACGACUUAUUAAAAGUCGUUAGUAAAGUAAACUCAUAAAUUUAUAAAUUUUUUGAUAAUCUAAAGGAAAAAUUAAAAAAAAAACUUAAAGAAGU
Molecule: messenger RNA, 1721 nt
Organism: Teleopsis dalmanni
Lineage: Eukaryota; Metazoa; Arthropoda; Insecta; Diptera; Diopsidae
Product: homeobox protein abdominal-A
Exons: 5
Coding region: 19-1665 (548 amino acids)
Biological process (GO): anterior/posterior pattern specification; negative regulation of transcription by RNA polymerase II
Cellular component (GO): nucleus
Molecular function (GO): DNA-binding transcription factor activity, RNA polymerase II-specific; RNA polymerase II cis-regulatory region sequence-specific DNA binding
Source: RefSeq, a predicted model, not a curated record